This is a messenger RNA of Penaeus vannamei (Pacific white shrimp), 3212 nucleotides long. RefSeq lists its product as uncharacterized. The record is from RefSeq and is a predicted model, not a curated record. Lineage: Eukaryota; Metazoa; Arthropoda; Malacostraca; Decapoda; Penaeidae.
GGCAUGGGUGUGAGAGUGUCAUGGUGGGUCGUGGUGGUGGAGGUGGGAGCAUAGCACUGCCCACCUCAAAGGCUGCUGCUCUGCCCCCCCUCCUGCCUGCCCACCCCCCCACCUGCUGCCAUGGUGCAGGCCAAUGAGGAAGUGAUGUCCCGCCCCUCUGAGUGUGACUCACGGCCCUCCACUAGUGGCUCUGGUCCGUAUGUCCACAAUAAGGUGGCGGUCAGCAAUAGGUGGCCCGGGGGGGCACGGCCCAAGAUCUUCAAUCACAGGUCCUUCAGCUCAGGAUCGCGACCCUCAGUGCUGUCACGGGCGUCAGGAUCUCUGCGGUCGGUGUCACGCCCGGGAUCUCGGACUGGCUCGGGUCUCGGCUCGCGGGGCUCACUGCUCUCAGGCUCGGUGGGGACAGCGGAGGAGGUGGGCUCAGGAGUGUCCAGACUACGGAGGGAGUUGCCUUCCAUAUCCGACAUCUGCGGGUAUGACGAGGUGCAGGAAUUACUGCGAGAUAUUGAGCAGCUCGAGUGCCGAAGAUGGACGUCUGACUGGGAUUCUUUUACCAUCCAGUCCUCACAUCCAGAUCUAGACAUCCCACACGACCUCGAUCUUCUCUCACACGACUUCGAAACCAUUUCACGGUGCGACUCUCGCCUCUCGUGGGACUCGCACGCUGGCCGACAGCCCGAGGAUGAGGAGGAGGACCCAGACCCCAGCCCCGGGGACAACUCGCCUGAACCUCCCAGAAACCGUCGUCCAACUCCCACUGUUACGAUAGCAUGGGAUGACUCUCACCUCAAGACCUCAGUUGGCAUUUUUAGACUAUUAUUAGUAGUUGUCUCAGUAAUAACAAUGACGUGUGCGUGUACAGUGGGCACAGCUCGCCUGAGUAUUUUUGUGUUGCCGGGUGCAUGGCGGCUGCGCGUAGUGGUGUUCACUGCCGUUUUCACCAUCCUCACUACCACCAUUCUCCUGCUGCUACACCUCUCAUCCCUCGUGCACUCACUCACACUACGUUGGGACAAGUUGGUUACAGUCAUUUAUGUGUUUGUAUGUGUGUGUUACUUGGUAUCGGCUUCAUUGCUGCUGCAUUUGCUGCAUCUCUACCAUACCACAUAUCCAUGGAUCCCAGCAUGGACCAAACAGCAACUACUAACAACAUCGCUUUGUGGCUGUGCAUGCGGGGUGGUGUCCCUGGUACUGGCGGUAAUCUCAGGGUGUGGGUGGCCUCGCUACGGCCGCGUGCUCAGUGAGGGCUCAACUACAGACACCACGUCCUCCCACCACCUUCAUACUCUCCACCACAUUAAUCCCCAUGCACUAGCGGGGCCAGCAGCUGGUGUGCUACCCUCCAGAGGGCUGCGGCAGGGGUCCGGGACCUCCUUGGGCCCGGGCAGUUAUCAAGGGCCCCAUGCCACUACAGCCUUCACCCCGGACAGCCUAAACGACCCGCAGCCGGGACCCUCCAAAGCUCUGCCACACAACCACACUCCUGCACGCCCUCAAGCCCUGCAUGGUCUUACUCAACAGCACGGGGUUUAGUGUCCACAAGCCAUGCUGAAAUCAGGGCCUACUUCCCUUCUCUUUUAUAGGGGCACUCAUGGGGCACUGCUCCAAGGAUGAGCUUAUAAGACUAUUAGUGUGUAUGGCGCAGUGUGGGAGCCAAUGUGAGGCGGUGUGGUGGAGGACAAAGGGCCAGACUAUGACUGUGAGGCCACCGCCACCAUAUGCUCGUACUGUAUGCACGUUCACCUUGUGAUACCCAGCUACCCAUGCUCCUUGCGGGAGAACUUUGCUUGUUGUUUUUCCAAGUUUUUAGAUGAACUUUGAGACUGGAGAUGUUAUUGCCCUUUUAGAUGAAUCUUGAUACCAGAGACUUUAAACCUGUGUAUAUAGUUAGACAACUAGUUUUCUAGGAUACUGGUUUUUAUUAUUCCUAUGCCAUAUUGCUUAAUUUUUUACUAGUUGACUCAAUUUCUUCCAUUCAGAUAUUAGAGCAAUGAGUGGUGCCAUCUUGUGACUGGGACUGCGCAGUGUUUGCUGUGCUGGCCAGCCAAGAAGCAAGACAUAUCCCUAGCCCUGAGCAUCUGACUCGCACUUUCACCGCAGCCCACCUUCCACUCACUCGUACAUGAAUACUCUUACCCAGUCCUUACCACAAUGUCAUUUCAACAAUUGGUGUCAUUUCAUUAUCAAGUCAUUACUAUAUGUCACCUUUUGAAACUUUCUUAGGAGUAUGGGUGUAAAAACUUUUACAAGAUACUUUACAGAAAGCUAAAUAACAUACAGAAUAAACGUGCAUAAAUUUUCUUUUUUCACAAGUAAUAGGCCAGCUGGUAUGGAUGGGUUAGGGUGUUGUAAAGGUUGUGGCUUAAGGGUGAACUAGUGGUCAGUUGGCCCCCCUGGACACAGUGUUGCUGUUAUCGGCAGCACUGCCUUGGCUGGUAACAGCACAGCGCUACCUCUGCAAAGAGUUGUGGACAUUCACCAUGCAUUACAAUCUGGUUAAUGAAAUACAGGUCAUUAAUGUAUGAUGAUGUAAUUGAUUUAUAUGAUUUUGGCAAUGACUGUAUAGCUCAUAUUUUGAAACAUAUUUCCUCUCAAAAGUUUCUGUACACAAGAAAGUUUAUGGAAUGUUUUUUAUCUCAUGAAGAAUUAUUAAUUAUCAUGGAUGUUCCCUCUCAUGUUUCAUACUUAGCAUUUAUACCAAAUAGGUGGGUUUAUAAAACGGUUGAAGGUUUUGGCUUUCAGGUGUACAAAUGUUUACUAUUGUGUUGUGAUAUUAUAUGUUACAAUGUGGAGAGGGCAGAUGAUUAAGGCUAAAGAUACCUGAUGUGGUGGAAAUUCUGUUGCAAAUCAUGAAUAUACAAUAAAUGUAAUAAAACUUGUUGUUCACAAAGCUAUAGGAUCUACUCCUACUGGACUGUGUGUCAUGUUUAUUAGCAUUUCAUGGUUCACUUUGCACUACAAAUAUAUAAUUUAUCAAAGACUAUGGAAAUUGAUACAUAAUGUUGAACAUUUAUGUACUGGUAUUGGAAGAUCAAAGCAAAUGAUACUUUCAUCAACCAUUUUGUCAGACAUUUGUAAAAAAAAAAAAAAAUUGUUGACAAGCUUAGACAGGGACCAGAUACUUAUGACAUGUGAAUAAUAACCUGACAUUCUGUUGUUCCUAAUACACAUGUUGAAAUGAGGUUGAUUUCUAAAGUUUGUUGUAUACGAAA